AUGGCAGCCGCACAAGUUAUUUCGAACUCCGGCCAUGAGGACAUGAUUCACGAUGCUGGCUUGGACUACUAUGGCCGUAGGUUGGCAACCUGCUCGUCGGAUAAAACCAUUAAGAUCUUCGAGAUUGAGGGGGAAUCACACCGCUUGGUGGAGACCCUGAAAGGCCACGAGGGGGCGGUGUGGUGUGUCGCAUGGGCGCAUCCCAAGUUCGGCACAAUUCUGGCCUCCUCUUCGUACGAUGGCAAGGUUCUGAUCUGGCGCGAACAACCCCAGAACGCGACCUCUCCUGCCGGCGGCAGCACAUGGACCAAGGUCUUUGAUUUCUCUCUCCAUACCGCUUCCGUUAACAUGGUAUCUUGGGCUCCUCACGAGUCUGGAUGUCUGCUUGCUUGUGCUUCUUCCGAUGGCCAUGUCAGUGUUCUCGAGUUCCGCGACAACAACUGGACCCAUCAGACCUUCCACGCGCACGGCAUGGGUGUAAACUCGAUCAGCUGGGCUCCGGCUGCUUUCGCCGGUAGCUUGAUUAGCUCCAACCCCGGACCUGGUCAGCAGAGACGCUUUGUGACUGGCGGCAGCGACAACCUGAUCAAGAUCUGGGACUACAAUGCCGAUUCGAAGACCUACAACCUCACUCAGACCCUGGAGGGCCAUUCGGACUGGGUCCGUGACGUGGCUUGGUCACCGAGCAUUCUGUCCAAGUCGUACAUUGCCUCGGCUUCGCAGGAUAAGACCGUUCGCAUCUGGACCUCCGAUGCUUCUAACCCGGGCCAGUGGUCCAGCCAAACACUCGAGUUUGACACUGUUCUCUGGCGUGUCAGCUGGAGCCUCAGCGGCAAUAUUCUCGCUGUCAGCGGUGGUGACAACAAGGUCAGCUUGUGGAAGGAGAACCUCAAGGGCCAGUGGGAGAAGGUUAAGGACAUCGAAGAAUAG
Penicillium atrosanguineum is the source of this 930-nucleotide messenger RNA. It is a transcript of the gene sec13, whose product is annotated as GTPase-activating protein SEC13. Gene Ontology annotation, cellular component: COPII vesicle coat; nuclear pore outer ring. The record is from RefSeq and is a predicted model, not a curated record. Bases 1 to 930 code for a protein of 309 amino acids. Lineage: Eukaryota; Fungi; Ascomycota; Eurotiomycetes; Eurotiales; Aspergillaceae. Gene Ontology annotation, biological process: protein import into nucleus; COPII-coated vesicle budding; positive regulation of TOR signaling. The transcript has 6 exons. Gene Ontology annotation, molecular function: protein binding; structural molecule activity.